Molecule: messenger RNA, 420 nt
Organism: Closterium sp. Naga37s-1
Lineage: Eukaryota; Viridiplantae; Streptophyta; Zygnematophyceae; Desmidiales; Closteriaceae
Source: the annotation of a GenBank genome assembly
AUGCAGGUCGUUACAAGAAGUUUAUUAACAGCUCCUUUCAAGAUCUCUCAAAAGCUGCUGCAGCCUGUCUCGCUGUCAUCCCUCACUCCACCCCAUGCCUUCUCAAGAGACAGCGUAGUCUCCUUCCAGCUCUCCAGUGCCCCUCCCAACCUUUCUGUGCCGCAAUCCCUCCCCUCGCUCCGUACACUUGCUCCCUCCCCUCGCUCCGUACACUUGCUCCCUCCCCUCGCUCCCUUCGCUCGCUCCUUCCCUGCCCUCCCUUCGGCUGCUGCAGCCCCCCUCGUCGCCAUCACUGCUGCCCUGCACACAUACCCUUGUCAGGGUUUAUGGCGUUUUCAUCUGUGCACGAGAUCUAAUUACAACCCCUCUGUGCGAUUCAAUGGUAAUGUGAUUCUGAUGGGUGCGUUUCGAUUUGACUGA